AUGUGCUCGCCACAAGCUAAUCCUCCAAGCAACGACUCCAUCACAAACGCAACUCCUCUUGUUGGGCUUCCGACGGAUGUUGAUAUCGUUUGCGGACGUGGACGUGGUGUUUGGUCUCAUCCAGGAAAUCUCAAGUUCAAACUUCUGAUCGAAUGUAACCUUCCAGCCUACUCACAAGCAGUCCGACGAAAGGAGAAAUCACUCAUCAUUAACCACGUUUUGCACACCAUGAUCCUAACUGGUGCACGCUUUGUCAAGCAACAACGCAACGUUUGGUAUGCCCUCGAUGAAAAGGAGGCCCGUGAAAAAACAGCACACGCCAUGAGAGAUUUCUCCAAGCGACGGAGACAAGACCAAGAUCCGCAGAAAACCAAUAACAAGAAGAGGAAACGAAUAAAAAAAGCACAGGCCCCUACUAUCGCCGUCGCUAAACCAGAUUGGACCAACUUUCAGACAUCCGCCCCUACUACUUUCGUUAAACGAUCGUUCAGCGAGCCUCAAACAACUCUAUCAAGGAGCCUUCUCGACUUCAAGAUGUCCUCAUACGAUGACAAAGAAGAGAGCGCUGCUACUCUUCCUCAUCCCUCCCUUCCAAAGUCGAAGUCUCUUUCUGAUCUUUACAAAUCAUUUGACAUGGAACCUAGAGCCGUCUUUUCAACAAACACUACGCCAUAUCAUCUUCAUGCUCGUCUGCCAACACGAAUCGAUCGAGAUGAUGAGCGACUGCAGCUGUUCCACAUGGAAACUACAGACCCACUACAAAAUCUAUUCGGAAGCGCUGCUACUGAUGAACCGAAUUUGAGUCUCAAGUCUUCGGUGCUUGAUGAAUCAUCUGAGAAUUUCAACCUUCCGGAUUUCUGCUGA
This is a messenger RNA of Cylindrotheca closterium, 864 nucleotides long. The record is from the annotation of a GenBank genome assembly. NCBI's taxonomy places the organism in Eukaryota, Bacillariophyta, Bacillariophyceae, Bacillariales, Bacillariaceae.